Scatophagus argus is the source of this 2379-nucleotide messenger RNA. Its product is annotated as major histocompatibility complex class I-related gene protein-like. The record is from RefSeq and is a predicted model, not a curated record. Gene Ontology annotation, biological process: immune response. Bases 93 to 1211 code for a protein of 372 amino acids. The transcript is spliced from 9 exons. Lineage: Eukaryota; Metazoa; Chordata; Actinopteri; Scatophagidae. Gene Ontology annotation, cellular component: external side of plasma membrane.
UCUCAUUGGCUCACUUUGUCUUUCGUUCUCAGCGAAGCAGCAAAGCGAGGCUGUCUGUGGGUCAAAACAUUUCACUUUAGAAAAUCUGCAAAAUGGAGACCCUGGUCUUCGUGGUCCUCCUGGGAACAGGUCUACAUGUGGCGGUGGCAGUCAAACACUCCCUGAAGUAUUUCUACAUUGCGUCUUCUGGACUCCCAAACUUCCCGGAGUUUGUGGCCGUCGGUUCUGUUGAUGAUGUUCUUUUGGGUUCCUGCGACUCCAACAAAAAGACACCAGAAGCCAAACAGGACUGGAUGAAAAAGUUAUUCCAAAUCGAUCCUUACCAUUUUGAGAUGUACAACCAGGAAUGUUUGAUAAAUAUGCCCAACUUCUUGAAAGCCACGAUUCAUACGUUGACGCAGCGCUUCAAUCAAAGUGGAGGUGUCCAUGUUUUACAGAGGAUGGAAGGCUGUGAGUGGGAUGAUGAGACUGGAGAAGUUAACGGUUUUAGACAUUACGGUUAUGAUGGAGAAGACUUCAUAUCAUUUGACCUGAAGACGUUGACAUGGAUCACACCAAAACCACAGGCUUUCAGCACCAAACUGAGUUGGGAUGCUGACAAAACAGAAAUAAAAUACAUGGAGAUAUUCUUCACUCAGAUUUUCCCUGAGCGACUGAGGAUGUAUUUGGCUUAUGGCGAGAGCUCUCUGCUGAGAACAGAUCUUCCCUCAGUGUCUCUCCUCCAGAAGACUCCCUCCUCUCCAGUCAGCUGCCACGCUACAGGUUUCUACCCUGAGAGAGCCACACUCAGCUGGAGGAAAGAUGGAGAGGAGCUUCAUGAGGACGUGGAGCUCGGAGAGAUCCUCCCCAACCACGAUGGAACCUUCCAGAUGAGUGCUGAGCUGAAGCUUUCAUCAGUCACACCUGAGGACAGGAGCAGGUACACCUGUGUGUUUCAGCUCUCAGGUGUGAAGGAGGAGAUCGUCACCAAACUGGACAAAGCAGACAUCAGGACCAACUGGGGUAAGACUGAGGUUCCAGUUCCUCCCUCAGAGUUUCCUACUGGUGCAGUUGUUGGAGUUGUUGUAGGACUUCUGCUGCUGACACUCUGCAUCUGUGGACUCCUCAUGUGGAGAAGGAACAGAACUGGAUUCAGACCAGCAGAGACCCAACCUCCACCUGCUCCUGACGACGACUCUGAGGCCUCUGAGAACCUGAAUGAGAUAACAUAAGAACUUUAUUGAUCCCGCAGGAAAUUGUUGUGCCAGGGUUGCAAUGCAAAGAAGCCUACAAAAGUAGAAAGUAAUUUCCCCACAAAAUACAAUAAUAUAGUACAAUAGACUACCACCAGAGUACAAUAAAAAUAACAGAGUAUAUACAUGAGAUAUAGAUAAUGGCAGAUAAGGUGCGGAUACAAUCUUAAAGUGUUAAUUGUAGUGCAGGAUAAAUUGUUUUGUCCUAUGUGGAGAAAGGGGAUGAGUUGAAGAGUCUGAUAGCCACAGGGAGGAAGGACUUCCUGUGGCGUUCUGUGGAGCACCUCGGUGGUCUCAGUCUACGACUGAAGGUGCUGUGGUAGGAUUCCAGUGUGGCCUGCAGGGGGUGUGACUUGUUGUUGAGGAUGUUGAGCAGUUUCCUCAGCAUCCUCUGCUCAGACACCUCUGCCAGAGACUGCAGUUCCACUCCCAGGACAGAGCCAGCUCUCCUGAUGAGCUUAUCGAGCCUGUUGGCAUCAGCUGUCUAUCCAAGACCUGUUGACAAACGUACUGGAUGAGUUCCUGCAUGUGACUUGUAUCACAUUAUGCAGCUUCGCAGAAGUAAAAGAGACUGAAAGAUGACUUCCUGCAAUGAAAGUGUCAUAGUACUUAUAAUUCAUUUGCCUAAUGCGUAAAUGAUACAAGUCAUAGUUUUAUGUCACUUUAUCCAUUUCUAUUUGACAUUUAAAAUCAGUUGUAAAAACUGUGUCCAACGUUUUCAUGAAUCUUUAUGUUGUCAAACCACCUGAGUCGCCAACUGGAGGCUGUUGGUGAGGCUGGUUGAACCUGAUAGACGGUGAUGGUGGUUGGACUGAGCGAGACAAAGCUUUCACAUGAAGUUUCCUGUCAAGUCAGUCAGUGUAGUUUAGCCUGAGCAGAUACAAUGUAGAUAUAAGACUACAGAGCGUCUGCUGUUUGCUCUGGUGAGUGAAGGACUUAAAGGCAGCUUGAGGACACGUCAGGUUGGUGUUGUGUUCAAAACAUCACUAACAUGAAUACUGGGCUUCCAUGGCAACGCACAGCCAACGUUUGGCACAAAGUGUCCAACUUGUUACUGAGUAUUGAUGAGCAUAAAUGGAUGAGAAAAUUGAAUGUGUUGCUCUUUUCAUUUGUACUUCACUUUUCAAUAAAGUCCACAACUUUCAAA